UCCAUCCCAGACAUAGCAGAGAUGAUGAAACUUCCAGAAACCUCCACUGCUGGCACCCUCCAGGGAGUGGUCAUAGCACUUACAAUUCUAGACUGCCUGGGAAUUGGACUGCGACUGUACACUCGGAAAGCACUUGGUCAUCGUAUCAAGGCCGACGACUGGCUUGCUCUCGUUGCUCUUAGUUUUGUUAUAGUCCUUGCAGUCUACUUUCUGAUCGGCGUCUCAAAGCGCUAUGUCGGAUAUCCCCUGCCUGCGGACUUUACCGGCAAAGAAUAUCAUCCCCUCGUGUCCGGAAGCUUGCAGCACUUCUACAUCUGGCACUUUGUUCUUUUCUUUACGCUUUGGAUGAUCAAGACAUGUUUUGUUCUAUUCUACCGCCGUGUACUUGUAUGCGGAUUUAAGGAUUGGGCAAAUGUUCUCGUGUGGUCUACGUUCGCUAUUGUAACAGCCUGGACUAUUGCUUUUACUUUCGCCUGGGGGUUUGCGUGCCAUCCCAUCAAAGGGUUUUGGUCGUUCCCUUACGGAUCCGAUGAAGGGCCUUGCGUCGAUACCUGGAAAUUGAACAGUGUGAUGGCGAUUAGCGACACAAUCAUCGACGUCAUCAUCCUAUUGGUUCCUGUGCCGCUGGUCUGGAGGUUACGCAUGUCAACUUCUCGAAAGCUGGCUGUAAUUCUAGUGUUCUUUCUCGGUGGGCUCGCCGUAGCAGCGUCAGUUAUGCGGAUGGACCGCGUGCUGUAUGUUGCUGUAGAGGAGGAAAAUGCUCCUGACGGGCUUCUACUGAAUACGACUGUACUCUUCUGGGGCAUGCUUGAAGCCAAUCUUGGGCUUCUAGCCGCCUGUCUUCCUACCUUGCGCGCUUUGUUCAAGUCAUCAAACCUGGAUAGUGUGGCAAAAGGUUAUCGGGGAAGAACUUGGCUACGCUCUACUCAGCCGUCAUCCCCGAACAACGUAAUACCAAGUUCAAAACAUAGCCCAGUCGCUGCACCAUCAGAGAGACAUAGUCCUUCUAGUCCUAGUCUACAAGGAGAGAUGACCAAAACUACGUGGAUGUAUACUUCGAAGACGAAGGCGGCUACACAGGUAAUUGAUACAUCCGAGAUUGUAUGA
Molecule: messenger RNA, 1107 nt
Organism: Periconia digitata
Lineage: Eukaryota; Fungi; Ascomycota; Dothideomycetes; Pleosporales; Periconiaceae
Source: the annotation of a GenBank genome assembly